AUGUGCAGAAUGCCCAGAAUCAAGAUUCUACUGUUUCUGGUCUUGUUUUCUUGUUUCUGUACCUCCAUUAAAGCAUCAGUAUCUUAUGAUGAUAAAUCCAUCAUCAUCAAUGGCAGAAGAAGAAUUCUUAUGUCUGGUUCUAUUCAUUACCCAAGAAGCACCCCUCAGAUGUGGCCUGAUCUUAUAAAAAAAGCUAAGGAUGGAGGGUUAGAUGUUAUACAAACAUACGUAUUUUGGAAUGGGCAUGAGCCAUCUCCUGGGAAGUACAAUUUUGAGGGAAGGUAUGAUUUGGUCAAGUUCAUAAAACUUAUACAAGAAGCAGGUCUCUAUGUUAAUCUACGUAUCGGCCCUUACGUUUGUGCCGAGUGGAAUUUUGGGGGAUUCCCAGUUUGGCUUAAAUAUGUACCUGGAAUGUCUUUCAGAACAGACAAUGGACCUUUUAAGGCUGCAAUGCAAAGAUUUACAGAGAAAAUAGUCAGCAUGAUGAAGUCAGAGGAACUGUAUGAACCUCAAGGAGGUCCAAUUAUCAUGUCUCAGAUAGAAAACGAGUAUGGACCAGUUGAAUGGGAUAUAGGUGCCCCUGGAAAAGCUUACUCUAAAUGGGCGGCACAAAUGGCCGACGGUCUCAAGACUGGUGUCCCGUGGAUCAUGUGCAAACAAGAAGAUGCCCCUGAUCCAAUGAUCGACACAUGCAAUGGAUUCUACUGUGAAAAAUUCACUCCUAACAAGCCAUACAAGCCUAAGAUGUUUACAGAGCUUUGGACUGGCUGGUUCACGGAAUUCGGUGGCCCGAUUCCUACUAGACCGGUAGAAGAUAUAGCAUAUUCAGUUGCAAGAUUCAUACAGAAUAAUGGUUCUUUCGUCAACUAUUAUAUGUACCACGGAGGAACAAAUUUCGGCCGCACAGCAGGUGGUCUUUUCAUCACAACCAGUUAUGAUUACGAUGCUCCUAUUGAUGAAUAUGGAUUACUAAAUGAACCCAAAUGGGGGCAUCUAAAGAAUUUACAUACUGCCAUAAAACUAGUUGAGCCAGCUUUAGUUUCAGCUUAUCCUACUGUUACCUAUCCUGGAAAGAACCAAGAGAUACAUGUAUUUCAACCAAAGUCUGGGGGUUGCGCUGCAUUCCUCUCAAACUAUGAUCCGCAAUCUUCAGCAAAAAUGACCUUUGGAAAUGCACAAUAUGACCUCCCUCCUUGGUCCAUUAGCAUUCUCCACGACUGCAACGACGAAGUUUUCAACACUGCAAAGGUUAAUGCUCCUAGCACACAAAAAAAGAUGACCCCUGUUGGAUCCUUCGAUUGGCAAUCAUACAAUGAAGAAGCUCCAUCUUCUGAUGGAAGUGAUACUCUUUCAAUGGCAGGGUUGUAUGAACAACUGAAUGUUACUAGAGAUGCCUCCGACUACUUGUGGUACCUUGCAGAAGUGAACAUAUCACCCAAUGAAGAGUUUUUGAAGAAUGGACAGUUCCCUGUGCUCACGGUUAUGUCCGCAGGGCAUGCUUUGCAUGUCUUCAUCAACAAUCAACUGUCAGGAACUGUCUGGGGAUCGCUGAAAUAUCCCAAAUUAACGUUCAGUAACAGUGUAAAGUUGAGAGCGGGUGUCAACAAGAUCUCUUUGCUGAGUGUUUCUGUGGGCCUCGCGAAUGUUGGCACACACUUUGAAACCUACAACGUGGGGAUUCUAGGUCCAAUCACCUUGAAGGGUCUAAAUGAGGGUGCACGAGACUUGACAAAGCAACGAUGGUCUUAUAAGGUUGGUUUAAAAGGUGAAACUAUGAGUCUCCAUACUCUUGAUGGAAGUUCAUCUGUAGAGUGGCUACAAGGAUCCUUAGUGGCUCAAAGUCAGCCUCUUACUUGGUACAAGACUACCUUCAACGCUCCAGCUGGAAACGAACCACUAGCUUUAGAUAUGAAUGGCAUGGGAAAAGGUCAAAUAUGGAUUAAUGGAGAGGGCCUCGGGAGACACUGGCCUGGAAACAAAGCACGUGGUAACUGUGAUAAAUGCAGUUACACUGGGAUAUAUAACGAGAACAAAUGCAAUCGCUAUUGUGGAGACCCAUCUCAAAGAUGGUAUCAUGUUCCUCGCUCAUGGUUGAGACCGAGCGGUAACUUCUUGGUUAUUUUUGAGGAAUGGGGAGGCAACCCAGAUUGGAUCACUUUGGUCAAAAGAACAACUUAACAAACUAGCAGCUAAAGUAUAACACCUUAGAGAAUAAACAAUUCUCUGCAGUCAAGUCAUCUUCGCAGAUGACAACUGCUCAAACCUUUGGUGAAGUUCAUACGUUUGGUACAUACACGUAAAAAGAUGAAAGAAGAAAAUAAUGCUAUGGUUACUAUGUGCAGUGGAAUUGUAAAGGCAUAUCACUAGGCACUCGGCCAGUUACAGAACAGUCUAGUUGUAUUUGUUUGUAUGCACACAGGAAGUAUUGUAUUGUAAGAAGUUUAUUUUGUAUAUCACAAGAUUCAACAGUCUAUUCUAUUGUCUACAUACUGCAUC
This is a messenger RNA of Cynara cardunculus var. scolymus (artichoke), 2496 nucleotides long. Its product is annotated as beta-galactosidase-like. The record is from RefSeq and is a predicted model, not a curated record. The coding region runs from base 1 to 2178 and encodes 725 amino acids. Lineage: Eukaryota; Viridiplantae; Streptophyta; Magnoliopsida; Asterales; Asteraceae. Gene Ontology annotation, molecular function: beta-galactosidase activity. Gene Ontology annotation, biological process: carbohydrate metabolic process. The transcript is spliced from 18 exons. Gene Ontology annotation, cellular component: cell wall; vacuole.